AUGAAGAAAACUUCCAAGGAGAAGAAUUUGAACGUUCCUGGUACAGAAUUGAAUUCUGCAAAUGCCGGAAGGGGAAAAAGAGAGAGUCCAAGUAACUUUGUUGAACUGCUGCCCCCGGAAGUCACUUUUAAAAUUUUCAGCCAGCUAGAUGUUCAAAGUUUGUGCAGAGCUUCUAGGACAUGCCUGAGUUGGAAUCGCACAAUCAGAAGUAGUGACUCCUUAUGGAAACCUCACUGCUUGACUCUAAGAGCUGUGUGCCAAAGAGAAAUAGAUGAUGACAUAGAAAGUGGUUAUACCUGGAGGGAAAUACUCCUAAGAAAUUACCAGAAGAGCCGAGUGAAACAUGAGUGGCUGAGUGGCAGGUACAGCAACAUACGUUCUCCCAUCAGCCUGCCGGAAAGAGCUAUGUGCCCAAUGGAUGCAGACACGUGGGGGGAGAUUCUAGACGCAGAACUGGAAAGAGAAGCUGAAAAAUCGCAAUAG
This is a messenger RNA of Psammomys obesus (fat sand rat), 483 nucleotides long. It is a transcript of the gene Fbxo48, whose product is annotated as F-box protein 48. The record is from RefSeq and is a predicted model, not a curated record. Gene Ontology annotation, molecular function: protein binding. The coding region runs from base 1 to 483 and encodes 160 amino acids. The transcript has 2 exons. Lineage: Eukaryota; Metazoa; Chordata; Mammalia; Rodentia; Muridae. Gene Ontology annotation, biological process: SCF-dependent proteasomal ubiquitin-dependent protein catabolic process. Gene Ontology annotation, cellular component: SCF ubiquitin ligase complex.